CUUUUACUGUCCAGGGGCCCAGUAAGGCCUCCAGAGGCCGAGAGUGGCCAAGCGCCAUCCGUCGUCGUUGUUUUUGUCGCGCGACGCGGUCUGGUCAGCGGAGCUUCUGCCCCCUCUGGACCAGCCCCUGGGCUUCCUCUUUGUCCGCCGGCGGUUGCGGAUGGGCCGCGGCGGCUGCGGCUUCGGAGCGCGGCGGGGAUGGGCAAGGCCGCCCCGCAGGAGAGGGUGUCCGAUUACAAGCUGCGCGACUCGGAGGGCAAGCUCCAGGACUUCAAGCGCAAGCUGCUCAGCUUCGACUUCUACAGGGACAUCGUGUCGGAGGGCCGCCUGGAGGCGAAGGACGGCGGCAAGGACGACGCCGAGACUGAUGCCCAGAAGCUCGCGAAGAAGUACAACCUGACAGAGAUUCCGAUCCACUUCGAGGACGUCCAGCACUACAUCGACGUGGUGGAGCCCCUCUUCUGGAUGGAGACGAUGCAGCAGGUUCAGCGCGACAAGGAGACGGACAUGCCCGCAGAGUGUGAGCAAAUCCAGUUCACAGGCCUCUCGGAGGGCAGGGGCGACAGUCUCGGGGAGCUGAGGUUCCAGCGCAGGUCAGCCGCCGCGCAGGCCAUUCCGAUCUCCUCCCAGGACCUGGUGCUGCUCACCCAGGGUAGCGACCCCAGGAGGGACAAGGAGCACCUGCAUCUCCUGGGCUACGUCGAGUCUUCCUGGGGCGUGAGCCUCACGGUCACCGUGGUCGUGCAGAGCUCCACCGGGGACGUGAGGUUCGUGGAGGUCGUGAAGAAGCUGCUCGAGCAGGGCCGCGAGAACAUGACCUCCGACGCGAGACAGUGGGGCAUGGCAAAGGUGACUGCGCUGGCGACCAUGGCGCGUGAGUUCGAAGCCCUCUACUCGCUUCCGAGGCUCCCCCUGCGGGACAUGAUCGUGAACAGGGAAGACAGCAGGUCGAAAGACUCGGGGAUGGAGAUGCAGGGGGCUGGCGCGAUCAUAGAGCCGAAGUCGGCUGUGCAGGCAGCGGAGGACGUGGACGGGCUGCCGCCGCCCCUGAAGGACGACGGCAGGAAGCUCGUGGUCCCGGAAACUGUGGACAAGGCGCUGCGUGCGAGACACAACGGGCCGCAGAUGGAGUCGAUCCAGGAGUCCUGCAAGGUGAGCGGCAUCACGCUGGUCCAGGGCCCGCCGGGGACCGGCAAGACCACCACGAUCCUCGGCAUCCUGUCGGUGCUGCUGUCGGCUACGGCUAAGGCCAGCAAAGCAGUCUACUACGGGGCCCGCUCGGGCGCUGGGCGCGAGCGUGGCGCUGCCGAGGACUCGGAGUCCUCAGAUGAGGACGCCGCCUCCAUCGAGGCCAGAAGGCUCGAGCGGGUGCACACUCUGCGAGCCCGCACCAGGUGGUUGCAGGGCAAGUUCGUGCCGUGGCAGGACGCGCUGGAGCAAAAUGUGCCAGUGAGCGGCACCAAGCGCUGGAGGGAGCCUUACCCGAAACUGAGCCACAGCGAGAUCACACCAAUGAGCGAGGUGCAGGAGGACGUCACUCCCAAGAAGGUGCUCGUCUGCGCGCCGUCCAACGCCGCUAUCGACGAGGUCGUGCGGCGGGUGGUGCGAAACAAGUUGAUCAACAGUAGCGGCUUGUUGGAAACGCCCUCGAUAGUGCGGCUGGGUCAGAACGUCCACCGUGAUCUGGAGGACUACGGCCUCGAUAACAUCGUGAAGAGGCGCGUUAAGUCGGGCCAGCUCGCGAACAAGGCUGAGCAAGACGAAGAGAGGCUUAAAAUUCUCAAGAACGCAAAGUUGGUGUGCAUGACGCUCAGCAUGAGUGGGCACCGCGAUAUGGUGGGCUUUCCUGGGGACUUCGACACAGUCGUAAUCGACGAGGCUUCCCAGGGAGUCGAGAUGAGUACGCUGGUGCCCCUGAAGCUGGGCUGCCGCCGCCUGAUCCUGGUAGGCGACCCGCAACAGCUGCCAGCAACCUGCUUCUCAGGUCUGGGCAUGAACCACAAGUACAAUAGGAGCUUGUUCGAGCGUCUCCAGGAAUCGCAACACAAGGUCUGCAUGCUGUCCAUGCAGUACCGCAUGCACCCCCUCAUAAGCGCUUUCCCGUCGGCCAACUUCUACGACGGGAAGCUCACUGACGGAAAGGGCGUGGAGGAGUACGAGAGGGAAAACCCAGCGCCCUGGUCCAAGGUCAACUGCUUCGCGCCAGUUGUGUUCUUCGACCUGAAAGGCACCAUGGAGACCUCGAUGCAGUCAUUCAUCAAUCUCGAGGAGGCAAUGUUCAUCGUACACCUCUUCGAUACUGUCUCGAAGCUGUACCCACCGGCCAAAGCAUGGUGUGACAGAUUCGCGGUGAUCUCCCCCUACAGGGAGCAGGUCAUGUUGAUCCGAGCGAAGUUCAAUGCGUAUUUCCAGCUGGGGACGAAGGAGGCCUGCCCAAUUGAUGUCAACACGGUGGAUGGCUUUCAAGGUCGCGAGAAGGAGUGCGUCGUUCUGAGUGCCGUCCGCGCGGACGCUAGUAAAGGAAUCGGCUUCGUCCGAGACAAGCGGCGCAUGAACGUCGCCUUCACUCGCGCGCGCACGAACCUGUGGGUAGUCGGAGCGGCACGCGUGCUUUCCAGGAACGAGGACUGGAGGAACUUCAUCAAGAAACAGGCCGAAGACAUGCGCCUGCUGCGGGUCGGCGAGAGCAGCAGUAUGUGGCUCCCCGGCUACACCGUCAGGUGGCGCGCGCGGCACCCGGCGGAAGCCGAGACCCUGCCGGCGGAGGCGAGGGGGGUUCUCGAUGCGUGGGAGAAGGCUGGCGAGGGGAAAGAGGCGGCGCUCGCGGAGGGCGACGCCGUCGGCGCGGGCUUCACCUGGUCGGGCGAGGAGCUGGACGAGUUCCGGCAGAGGGACAUCGACGCGGCCCUUCGGAAUAGGAAGGACGUGGAGGAGGCGCCCUCUGAGGACGCUAGCUCGAUCGAGGAGUACGACCGCGACGCGGUCAUGCUAGACGACGAGCCCACCUUCGCAGGCGACGGUGGGGCGGACGAGCAGAGACCGAGUAAGGUGCAGCGCCUGGAGGAGGCGAACGCGGAGAGCGGGAACGAGGGAGAGGGCCUGUAGGCCCCCGUGCCUCCGGCGGCUGCCGUGCCCUGUCCGCGGCGCGAUUGUGGCCGCCCUGACGGCCACAUCUUCCUCCAGCGGCCGUCCCGCGCUGGAGCGCCUGGGGCCGCGCGCAGGUGCGGCGCGGCGCCAGCGGCGCUGGCGGCUGCGGUGCCCUGGCCGCUUCGCGAUGCGGUUUGCCCUGCUGGUCGCCCUGCCAGCCGCGCUGACCCUUCGGUGCCCACCGCGCCUUCGGGCCGUGGCGCCGUCGCGCGGCGCCGCGGCGCCAGCGGCGGCUGCUGUGGCGCCACGCCCGGGCGCGCUGCGCGCCGCG
This is a messenger RNA of Prorocentrum cordatum, 3418 nucleotides long. The record is from the annotation of a GenBank genome assembly. NCBI's taxonomy places the organism in Eukaryota, Dinophyceae, Prorocentrales, Prorocentraceae.